Molecule: messenger RNA, 4210 nt
Organism: Pocillopora verrucosa
Lineage: Eukaryota; Metazoa; Cnidaria; Anthozoa; Scleractinia; Pocilloporidae
Product: 5'-3' exoribonuclease 2
Biological process (GO): nucleobase-containing compound metabolic process
Cellular component (GO): nucleus
Molecular function (GO): zinc ion binding; nucleic acid binding; 5'-3' RNA exonuclease activity
Source: RefSeq, a predicted model, not a curated record
UCAGCUGAGGAAACCUUAGUAUCUUCUCCAAUAAGCCUAUGACCUUUCUACGUAGGCUUUUAUACAUUUCAGCGUUGAGUUAACUUCAAUUUGCUCAACCGAAUACGCGGGGAUGGGAGUUCCAGCAUUUUUUCGCUGGCUAUCAAAGAAGUACCCGUCGAUCGUAGUCCACUGUGUAGAAGAAAAGGGACGAGAAGUGGAUGGAGUUAGAGCCCCAGUGGACACAAGUUUACCAAACCCCAAUGACUAUGAAUUUGAUAACUUAUACCUGGACAUGAAUGGAAUCAUUCAUCCUUGUUGUCAUCCUGAAAACAAGCCAGCCCCAAAGAAUGAAGAUGAGAUGAUGGUGGCUAUUUUUGAGUACAUCGACAGAAUCUUCUCUAUAGUUAGACCCAGAAAGUUGCUUUACAUGGCUAUUGAUGGAGUGGCUCCAAGGGCAAAAAUGAACCAGCAAAGAUCUCGUCGUUUCAGAGCAUCUAAAGAAACCAAGGAAAAAGCAGAGGAAAUGACAAGAAUUCGAAGUGAAUUGAUGGAAAAAGGAGCUCUUUUACCACCAGAAAAAGGAAAAACUGAACACUUUGACAGUAACUGUAUUACACCAGGGACAGAGUUCAUGGCCAAUUUGUCGAUAUGUUUAAGAUACUACAUUGCUGACAGAUUAAACAAUGAUCCUGGAUGGAGGAAUAUAAAAGUGAUAUUAUCAGAUGCUAAUGUUCCUGGAGAGGGUGAGCACAAGAUUAUGGACUACAUCAGAAAGCAAAGAGCAAGUCCACAUCAUGACCCAAACACAAAGCACUGUUUGAAUGGCGCUGACGCUGAUCUGAUUAUGCUGGGACUUGCAACUCAUGAGCUUCACUUCACAAUCAUCAGGGAAGAGUUUAAACCAAAUCAGAAGAGACCUUGUGAGAUGUGUGGUCAAGUUGGCCAUGUUAUGGAUGAAUGUAUGGGUCUUCCAAAAGAAAAACAAGGGGAGUUUGAUGAGCUCCCUACACCUGUGGCUCAAGAAGUAGAGUUUAUUUUCAUCAGGCUGAACGUUUUACGGGAGUACCUCGAGCGUGAAUUGAGAAUGGAAGGCCUUCCUUUCCCGUAUAGCUUUGAGCGCUGUCUUGAUGACUGGGUAUUCAUGUGCUUCUUUGUAGGCAAUGAUUUCCUCCCUCACUUGCCGUCUCUAGAAAUCAGAGAAGGAGCCAUAGACCGUUUGGUGGGAAUUUACAAGAGGGUACUACCAAGAUGUGGGGGCUACCUUGCUAAACAUGGUAUUGUGGAUCUUGGCAGAGUACAGAUGAUUCUUCAAGAGCUUGGUUAUGUGGAAGAUGAAAUCUUUAAGAAAAGACAGGAAAACGAAUUACAAUAUAGAAGACGUUUGAAAGCAAAUAAAGAGAGAGAAAAACGACAAAAGAUGCGGGAUGCUCCUCUCUGGACACCAAGUGGACAAUUUAGCCCUCAUGCUAUAACUAACACACCUUCAGCUGUUGUCUCUCCUCGACAAGAGGCUUACGCCAUGCGAAAGCAAGCUAUGUCCUAUAGUGGUGGCAGUUCAGAAGCAGCUAAUAAGAGUGCUGCAGCAAAUCUUAGAGCCAUGCUUGUAACACCAUCUCCUGAUGCUAAUACGUCUUCUUCAAGUACGCCAAACUCGAAUCCAGCAUCAAACAAGAGAAAGCAUGAAGAGGAAGACGAGGAACCUAAAGAUGAUAUUCGGUUAUGGGAGGCAGGAUGGAAAGGCCGUUAUUACAAAAAUAAAUUUCAACUGUCUGAAGACGAUGAAGGUUAUGAUGACUUCAGGAAGAAAGUGGCACACGCCUAUGUGGAAGGACUCUGUUGGGUUUUACUUUAUUACUAUCAGGGCUGUCCUUCUUGGAAGUGGUUUUAUCCAUAUCAUUACGCUCCCUUCGCCUCAGAUUUCCGUGACCUUGCAUCACUUCCAAAUUCUUUUGAAAAAGGAACACAACCGUUUAAGCCUCUGGAGCAACUGAUGGGAGUAUUCCCAGCAGCCAGCGGAAACUUUCUUCCUCCAACCUGGAGAGAGUUGAUGUCUCACCCAGAGUCGCCGAUUAUUGAUUUCUACCCACUGGAUUUUGAAAUCGAUCUCAACGGGAAGAAAUACGCAUGGCAAGGUGUAGCCCUGUUACCGUUUGUUGACGAGAAGAGACUUCUCGGCGCUCUCAGUGGAGUAUAUCCAGAUCUCACUGAAUUUGAAAUGCAAAGGAACAAUCGCGGUAAAGAUCGCUUGUUUCUACGCCAGGGAAAUCCCAUCUUUGACUUCUUUGUUGGUUUAUAUGAAGGAGGUGGCAUCAAAGAGGCGGUUGAAAUCGUGGCUAAUCUGAGUGGUGGCAUGUCGGGAAAAGUAGAACCAGACGAUGUUCCUAUUUUACCGUACAAAACUGUUCCAUCUCCCAUACCUCAACUUUACGACUUACGGGACAACCGAACGAUAAGUGUCCUGUUCACGGAUCCUGUUUACGAUGACGAUCAUAUUUUCAAAGCAGAUGUUUUACCCAAAGCAGAACUUCCAGCCCGUGUUCUGAAGCCUGAGGGUUAUGACAGAAAUGCUCCAUAUCGGCCGGUCACAGGAAUGAAUCCUAACAGGACGUCGUUCGCUCAAAUUGACAGCGCUGGAAGAAGAAUGCUCAAUUUUCACGGAGGUGAGGUAUUUCGUCUAUCUACACCGGGCAGCCACGCUCCUCCCUUCAGGUCAUACUCAGUCCCACCGCAGAACUACCCAAGACAUGGUCAUCCUCCUCAUUCAAGAUCCAUUCUGGGUACACCUCCAUCAUCACGUGAUUACAAUGAUCCAAGACGAAACAACUCUUAUAGGCAGCAGGCACCGCGUCACAAUUCAGGCGGUUACCAAGGAAACAGACCUACGCCGUGGUCUCAUAUGCGGCCUUCUUAUCGGGAACCUGGGCCAAAUCAGCCCCAUUUCUCGCGCGGUAAUUAUAACAACUCACCACGGGACCCGCGGGAAAAUCAAGACAAUCGGUACCGGGGUGCCCCGGCCAGGCAUGAUCAUCGCCAGUCACACCAGCUCUCCAACUACCGCUACAGACCUUACUAGCUGAACUGCGUCGUCAUCCUUAGCAACCAAUCAUUAAGCCAGCAGGAACGUAGUGGACUACAAAACUCGUGGACGGGGAUCUGUUCAGUAAAAGCUGUAAGAACACAGUUCCGCUUCUCCGUCAUUACUGAGGCUUUACACAACGAAAUGGCUGGUUUCCAUUACUAUAUCAAUAAGACAUUUAUGCCUAUGAUUUUAUCUGUCAGCAUCACUUCUUUUUGUCCUUAAUACCCUAACAUACGUAUGCAUAAUCUCCAUAGUGGUCUCUAAACAUUUCCUAACGUGCUGACAAGGAGAAUUUGUUUAACGAUCAAGAACUUCUCCAGUUGGUGAUCAUUUCCUAUAUUCUCAUUACCUUAGUGUGUGAUUCGGGAGUGGUAAUGUUGGGAGAAAUGAGAUGCUAAUCACUGUUAUGGAUGAAAGGGUUAGCUUGAACUUAGCGAAAAGGAAGGUAUUUCGUAAUUUGCCGGCGACUGUCAGAUAACUGUAAACUAAACUUAAUGAAGACUUCACGUACUAGAUAUUUGAGCCGUAAAGUUUGAGGCGACAUUUACGGCAGAGUUUAAAGACUCUCGUGUUUAUCUUUUUGUCAGCAAGAUUUUUAAUUUCGUGUAAAUUGGGACUUGCAUUUAGUUAAUUCUUGCACAAUUUCUCUACCUAGUUAGUUAUUUCAAUUGAGGUCUCCUUUAGGUAUUUAUGCUUUAAAAAUCAAUACCAGGACUUAUGUAGCAUUAGUAAUUCCUUUUGUAUGGCACUGUCACCUUAUAAAUCGGAUUUUUAUAACGUUAAAGACUCCUGAGUGAAAGCUGUUGCCAGGUCAAUGUACAAUAAAACACUUUCCCUUCUGCUUUUGAAUUAAUUCUUGCCGAGACGAAAACUGAAUUUAAAAUUAUACUAGUCUGAUAUGCGUUUUAAAGUUGACAGCGUCCUGAAUCAUUUUUACAUUGUGCAUUAGUAAAGUAAGAGAAUGUGAGAGAGAGGGAGGAUUUGGUGAGUGCGCCAUUGAAAAUAAAUUAUUCCCAUAUUCCUACGAAACAAUAGAGGCGAUUUUGAUCCUUUAUCAUCGGUCUCUUUCAAAACCAUGACAUCAAAUGUCCUCUUUUGUUUGUUUGUUUGCUUCCUAUUUUUUGUUGUUGUUGUUGAUCCAAUUAUUUG